Messenger RNA from Chenopodium quinoa (quinoa), 1024 nucleotides. Its product is annotated as major latex allergen Hev b 5-like. The record is from RefSeq and is a predicted model, not a curated record. Bases 143 to 646 code for a protein of 167 amino acids. NCBI's taxonomy places the organism in Eukaryota, Viridiplantae, Streptophyta, Magnoliopsida, Caryophyllales, Amaranthaceae. The transcript is spliced from 2 exons.
CUGUUAAUACUCCUAUAUAUAUCCUCUCUUACAUCUCAUCAUCUCAUCAAUUCAUAUUCAUUUUCUUCUAAGCUUAUUAUUCUUUGCUCUCAUUUUAUUUCCCUAUUUUUGUUCAUUCCAUAUCCAUUUUCAUUUCCUACAAAUGGCCACUGAGGUUGCACAAAGCACUACAUUGCCUGAGGUUCAGGCACCUGCACCAGUUGAGGUGAUCAAGACUGAGGCACCAACCACAGAAACCGCAGAAGUUGUAGAAGCACCAGUAGCUGCAACUGAGGCUCCACCUUCUGAGGAAGCACCAGCAGAAGUUGCUGCUGAAACCGUUGAGGCAGCUGCUGAAGUCCCAGCAGAAACCGAAGCUCCAGCAGUAACAGCCGAGCCAGAAAAGGAAGCCGAGGCAGAGGUAAAGGCAGAGCCAGAGGCAGAGCCAGAAGUAGAGAAGAAGGAAGAAGAAGCUGCCCCACCAGCUGAAGAAGAGAAGGCUGCAGUUGAAGAGACCAGCGAAGUGACCCCCACCGAGGCCACUGAAGCACCAGCAGCUGAAGAAGCUAGUAAUGUCGAGGAAGAGAAACCCGUCGAAGCACCAGCAGCAGCUGCAGCAGAGGAGACCACCAGCACUGAGGUUCCAGUUGAAAAGUCUGAAGAGUAAACUUGAUUAAAAGGGUGUGAGAUGGUCUCUUUUUCUCUAAAUAUUUCUUAGGGUUGCAUUUGGGGUUGAUCAGUUUUUUAUUCUUACAAGAAUUUUAUUUACUUACUAGUAUUACCAUUGCUAUUAAUAUUUAUUAUUUUAAUUAAUUUUGAGGCAAAAGCUUUGGUUGGGUUUUAUUGAAGAUCAUUAUAUAUAUAUAUGUGUGUGUAUAUAUAUAUAUAUACACACAUCAAAGCUAUUGGGUUAUGAUGUGCCCUUGCUUAUGAAUGCUGGGUACAAAGUUUACAACCCAAAGAGCAGGAAUUUGAGAGUUUGAUAUUGUACUGGCUUUGGUAAUGGAAUAAUAAUGAUAUUAUUAUAAUUAUAAUUUUGAGGUUA